Messenger RNA from Pestalotiopsis fici W106-1, 507 nucleotides. RefSeq lists its product as uncharacterized. The record is from RefSeq and is a predicted model, not a curated record. NCBI's taxonomy places the organism in Eukaryota, Fungi, Ascomycota, Sordariomycetes, Amphisphaeriales, Sporocadaceae. Bases 1 to 507 code for a protein of 168 amino acids. The transcript has a single exon.
AUGGUUAAAGAAGCGCGACACAUUACCGUGCGUAUCGGCGCUGACGCGCGCCACGUUGGGGAUGUCAAACGUGUACAAGUCGUCCCCAGUGCCGGGCGGGAUCAGCUCGCCCAUGUACUCGCCCAGGUAUCGGUCCUUGAGGAUCUGCCGGCCCGGCUUGACGUAGACGCCGUAGCCCAGGUCCGCGCUGCCCGUGUGCCGGAUCUCGAGGCACUUUUUGACGCGGCGGACGGGACCCCGCGCCCAGAAGAGUCGGCACUCGUCAUUGUCGCACGACUCGUCAAACUCCUGGCACACGAGGCAGAUGAGCUCAUCCUUGUCCUUGCCGAGAACCCGGUCCACGGUCGUGAGUCUGGCGGCGGCGCCUCUUCGGCGUCGGGCCCCCGGCGGUCGGUAUGUCAGCCACUUGGCCGGAUCCAUCCGGUAUUCUUGAAUGUGCUUUGGCGCCGGACUGCCCCGGAUGCGUCGCUUGCGAGUUCGGUGUUGAUCCCAGCCUCGGAAGGGUGA